Molecule: messenger RNA, 2034 nt
Organism: Manihot esculenta (cassava)
Lineage: Eukaryota; Viridiplantae; Streptophyta; Magnoliopsida; Malpighiales; Euphorbiaceae
Product: ethanolamine-phosphate cytidylyltransferase
Exons: 9
Coding region: 250-1512 (420 amino acids)
Biological process (GO): phosphatidylethanolamine biosynthetic process
Cellular component (GO): cytoplasm
Molecular function (GO): ethanolamine-phosphate cytidylyltransferase activity
Source: RefSeq, a predicted model, not a curated record
UUUUACGUCUGGGUAAUGCAUUUCAAAUUCAACGUGCAUACGAAAAUUCAGAUAUACACAUUUCAAUUCUCAGAUGCAGAAAUGCCAAAGGGAAACCCUAAACCGCCUCAGGAGAGGUGAAGGUGAAGGCAGAUCUGUUUGGUUGGGUGGGAAGAUUGUUCGAAGGAAGAUGCAUUUCGGAGAAUAAAUCAACAAACGCAGCAUUUGGGACUUCAUUUUUUUACUGUGCCUGAUAUUAUUUUUCCAGCUAUGGCUUCCGAUGCUAGAUGCCAAUCAGAGAAGGAGAAGAUGAUGGCAACGUGCCUGGUGGUGGCGGUGGGAGUUUCUCUGUUAGGAUUGUAUUUGAAAGGUGAUGACUUGAGUCACUGGAGGAGAAUGAGGAGGAGGAGGAAGAAGAAGAAGAUACGCGUGUACAUGGACGGAUGCUUCGACAUGAUGCACUACGGCCAUUGCAAUGCCCUACGUCAAGCUCGUGCUCUAGGGGACGAAUUGGUGGUGGGCGUCGUGAGCGACGCGGAAAUCAUAGCGAAUAAAGGUCCCCCUGUUACCCCUAUGCAUGAGAGGAUGAUCAUGGUUAAAGCCAUUAAGUGGGUGGACGAGGUGAUUCCGGACGCACCAUAUGCAAUCACCGAAGGUUUCAUGAAGAAGCUCUUCGAAGAAUAUAAUAUCGACUAUAUCAUCCACGGGGACGAUCCUUGUGUUCUUCCUGACGGAACUGAUGCUUAUGCCCUUGCGAAGAAGGCUGGCCGCUACAAGCAGAUUAAGCGCACGGAAGGAGUCUCAAGCACCGAUAUAGUUGCAGGUAGAAUGUUACUUUGUACGCGAGAGAGAUCAAUUAUUGAUAGUCACAAUCACUCAUCUUUGCAAAGGCAGUUCAGCCAUGGUCAUAGCCCGAAAAUUGAAGAUGGUGGGCCUGGAACUGGAGCUAGUACUCGCGUUUCUCAUUUUCUUCCCACUUCUCGCAGAAUUGUUCAGUUCUCCAAUGGCAAGGGGCCAGGUCCUCAAGCCCGCGUAGUGUAUAUAGACGGUGCUUUUGAUCUUUUUCAUGCUGGGCAUGUUGAGAUCCUGAGGGUUGCUCGAGGACUUGGAGAUUUUCUUCUCGUUGGAAUACAUAAUGAUCAUACAGUCAGUGCUAAAAGAGGAGCACAUCACCCUAUAAUGAAUCUUCAUGAAAGAAGUUUAAGUGUUUUGGCUUGUCGAUAUGUCGAUGAGGUGAUAAUUGGUGCUCCAAGUGAAGUUUCUAAGGACAUGAUAACAACCUUUAACAUAUCUUUAGUAGUUCAUGGAACAGUAGCGGAGAACGUUGAGUAUGAAAAGGAAAGGUGCAAUCCAUAUGCUGUUCCAAUUAGCAUGGGUAUCUUUAAAGUUUUGGAAAGCCCUCUGGACAUUACAACUACCACAAUAAUUAGGAGGAUUGUAGCAAAUCAUGAAGCAUACCAGAAACGAAAUGAAACAAAGGGAGAAAGUGAGAAAAGGUAUUAUGAAGACAAGACAUACGUUUCUGGUGAUUGAAGUUGAACUGAGAUCAGAGACCACAUGGAUAGUAGGUGAAAAGCAGAGGUGUCAAGUUUGAACUUGACAUUUCAGAAGUGGUCCCACUGGACCAACAACAUAACACACAGAGUUUCCAGUUGAUAAUUCAAAUUGGUUUCAUCUUCGAUGCACCCACGAAGCUUACACAUGACCUUGCAAAAGGCUUUUUGGUUGGUAGCAGGCUGCGUUUGGAUUCAUUAAAGCAUUGGUUCAGCCUUCAACGGUCUGUUAAACCUAAAUUGAAGACCAUUUAGUCAACAUAUUGUUCUAAAGAAUAUGCUUGCUCUAGUACUGUGAUUUGUCAUUAUUGGCAUUUGGGUUCUCUGCUGUCCAUGGAAAUUAUGCUACUGCGCAUUAAAACCCAAAUGUAAAUGUAAAAUAAAUUGCAAUGUUCAAUAGGAAAAGUCCCUUUUGAACAAAGUGUAAAUUGAUGUGUGAAUAAGACAAUCUCUGUACGUUUACUCUCUUUGUCUAUACAAGGCUGGCAUUAAGAACACAAAA